GCUCUCCCGGAGACGCGCCCGAGCUGCCGCCUCUGCCGCCAACAUGGCUGAGACAAGUGAGGAGGUAGCGGUGUUGGUGCAGCGGGUGGUGAAGGAUAUCACCAAUGCCUUCAGGAGGAACCCGCACAUAGAUGAAAUUGGACUAAUCCCAUGUCCUGAAGCUAGAUGUAACCGGAGUCCUAUAGUCCUGGUUGAAAACAAACUUGGUGUGGAGAGCUGGUGUGUCAAGUUCCUUUUACCAUAUGUUCACCAAAAGCUCCUUCUAUACAGAACAAGAAAGCAAUGGCUGAACAAAGAUGAAUUGAUAGAUGUCACAUGCACUCUGCUGCUUCUAAACCCAGACUUUACCACUGCAUGGAACGUGAGGAAAGAGCUGAUCCUCUCUGGCACUUUAAAUCCAAUUAAGGACUUACAUCUGGGAAAACUGGCCUUAACAAAGUUUCCAAAGAGUCCAGAAACAUGGAUUCACAGGCGAUGGGUGCUACAACAGCUAAUUCAGGAAACCUUGCCUUCCUUUGUCACCAAAGGAAACUUGGGAACAAUUCCUGCAGAAAGGACACAGCGACUAAUCCAAGAAGAGAUGGAGGUCUGUGGUGAAGCCGCAGGGAGAUACCCAAGUAACUACAAUGCCUGGUCCCAUCGCAUCUGGGUUUUACAGCACCUGGCCAAGCUAGACGUCAAGAUUCUUCUUGAUGAACUUUCUUCAACCAAGCAUUGGGCAUCCACACACGUUUCAGACCACAGUGGAUUUCACUACCGCCACUUUUUAUUAAAAUCUUUGAUUAGCCAAACUAUGACAGACCGUUCUGUAUUAGAGCAAAACCCUUUGAGAAGCGAGCCAACCCUAGUUCUUCCAAAAGAUCAGGAAGCAGCAGCUUCAUCAGAGGAACCAAGGAUAAAUCUUCCCUAUCUUCUAGAAGAAGAAGUUGAAUUUAGCACUGAUCUCAUUGAUACGUACCCAGGACAUGAAACGCUGUGGUGUCAUAGGCGGCAUGUCUUCUACCUUCAGCAUCACUUAAAUGGUAGGCUUCCUCACAGCAUGACCCAGUUGUUGCCUGCAGACAGCCCCGGGGGGACUUUGAGUGACUUGCACCUCAUCCCAGCAGGCCCCCACAUGUCUCAGGCAAUGGAGGUGGAUGGACUGAAUGACUCUGGCAAGCAAGGCUAUUCCCAGGAAACCAAACGACUGAAGCGGACCCCAGCUCCAUACUCCCUAGGCCUAGAAAUGGAGCACAGGUUCAUUGAUCAAGUAUUGUCUACCUGCCGGAACGUAGAGCAAGCCCGGUUUGCCAAUGCAUACAGGAAAUGGCUGGUUACUUUGAGCCAGUGAAAGAGGCAGAUGAGUCCUGCAAGGUUCCCCAUUUAGUGCAAUAUUACUUUCCUCUCUUCUUUACAUGGUUGCAUGGACUGUUGGCUAUUAUUGACUAACCGUAUGUUCUUCAUCUUUCAGUUAAAAAUCUGUAGUAAAUCUUUCAAUUUAUUUAUUAAGAACUGGCAUUCCUUUGGGGAUA
This is a messenger RNA of Choloepus didactylus (southern two-toed sloth), 1511 nucleotides long. Its product is annotated as protein prenyltransferase alpha subunit repeat-containing protein 1-like. The transcript has a single exon. The coding region runs from base 44 to 1330 and encodes 428 amino acids. Gene Ontology annotation, molecular function: protein prenyltransferase activity. Gene Ontology annotation, biological process: protein prenylation. NCBI's taxonomy places the organism in Eukaryota, Metazoa, Chordata, Mammalia, Pilosa, Megalonychidae. The record is from RefSeq and is a predicted model, not a curated record. Gene Ontology annotation, cellular component: cytoplasm.